AUGCCAUCUUUGAGAUCUCGCAAUUACAGCCGUACCGGGCAGGUUCCCGAUGUUGAAGCUGCUAAAAUUCGACAAGUGCCAAACUUAGAUACGGCAAAUGUCGCUGCAAAACAAAACUCCCAGCCUGCGAUUGAAAACUCAAUAUCUAUCAGCGACCCCGAAGAACCUCUCACAGUAUUCGCGCAACAUGAUUGCUCGAAGAUUGCAGGUGGCUCAACGCCUCCGGCGGCCAACAUCGCUCCCGCCGAAAUUCUACUCCAAAUUUAUUCCAUGUUAACCCCUCGGGACUUUGACAAUGCCCGAAGAACAUGCUCGCAAUGGAUGAGAGUCAGUCUCAACCGCAAACUACUAGAAGGAAUGCUGAAACGGGCCGGAUGGUGGGAUGCCUACAAGCAAGAUGCCGAGAAACAACGAGUUCUUCGUCGCCCUUCCAGGGAAGAAAGUGAUGUUUGGAGAAUGAGCAAGCGAUUCGCAACUGAAUGUCUGCUCUCAGGGCGAAAGGCUAAUGUCGAAAAGUCUGGUUUCGUGAAAUCAGAAAUCGUCGACUUCUCCGGGCUGUCCAAGGGGACGGCCUCGAAGUCUCGGAGAUGCCCUACCAUUGGAUUAUCGAAGGCUGCUCAAAAUGGAAGUUCGUAUGCAUCGUCAACUUUCAGCGUGAGCAGUUGCAGUAACUAUGUUCUUGCAACCACUGGCUGCAUGAUCUAUGUAUUUCAGUUACGUGGAAGGAGGACAACCUCGGUGCUCUCAGCCGAUCUGGCAGACACGAACCUGGAACCAAUUUCCAGUAUCGAAUGCCCGUUUGAGGUUCUAUCCGCGACUUUCGACACGAGCACGCCGCGCUUCGUGGUCGCAGCUUUGUUGCAAAAUCGAGUUGGUAUGGUCUGCGAUAUGGAAAUACCCGAUCACGCUUCGCAUGCUGCUGGUCCAGCAACGACUACGAGGUCACCCAAAUCCGAACCUCAGCAGAGCCCGCGUAGGAUGUCGAGAACAAAUUCCUCAUCUCCACACUUCUAUUACAAUGUCUGCUCGGAGGAUCAUCCCCCACGAACAAUUGCACUCUGCCCUGGCCAUCGAUGCGUGGCAUUCGGAUGCGCAGGAGGCAUUGAAAUCCACUGGGUCGACGAAACAACCCAGAAAGACCAACGCAGACACUUCCCCAUGUCCCAACCCUCAGAAGUCCUCCAUUUCCUACCCAGCACUCUAGAAAAUCCCUCAGAACUACGCCUCAUCUCAUCCCUGACUGGUCCUGGAGUCCACGAGUGCGCAUGCCGACAAUCCCCCUACCCAGACCAUCCCAAGAAAUGCCAAUUCCACCUCCUCACCAACGCCCACUCUCUCAGCCGUCGCAGCCCACCCAAUACAUCCUCCCUAAGCCUUGUCCGAGCUACACAUUGCCACCAUUAUCGCGCCGUCCCCAUCAAUGACGGCUUCCACAUAAUCUUCGUGGAGCCACGCACCGGUCUGCUCUGCAUUGGCUCCGACGCUCCAAUCGGCGGCCCAACAAGUCUAACUCGAGCCUUCGUAUGCGUCCCACCCUUCGGCGAAGAUCCAACAGAAAGCAUCAAAGAAGCCCCUGUCCCGACCGUCUUCACCGUCGGCUCAGAUCUAAGCUGGGGUCUCCGCGUCGUCGCCGCAUAUCAAGAUCGCAUCGUCCUAUACUCCAUCCCACUGGACGUCUUCAACGUGAUUCGCAAAGAACGCCAACGCCAAGGCGAGGGUGUAAUGGGCGAUAGCGAUCUCGCGCGAGACUGGUUCGUCGAUUCAGAGCGCUUCCGCAAACGUCGCGAGAGUCUGGUCCAGAAUCAGAAUGGGGAUUGGGAGUUUCUGUUGAGUGUCAGUUAUAGACCGACUGCGAUGAUGUGGCCGUUCAAGAUCUACGGGAAGGAAAUUGGUCGUGUGGAUAAUGUGGUUGAACUCGCGCUGCAGUCUUCAAACGGUGGUGCCCGGGUUUGGGCUUUCGGUGCCGCGGGUGAAGCGCACGUUUUCGAUAUUGAUACCCUCACAUCGACUGCCCGGACUAUUGCGGAGUCGCCGUGCAAAGUGGUGGCCGUCGGUUCGGACGGGAGUUUGGAGAAUGCUCGACUUGUUGAUCGUGCUAAGCUGGGGACGUCCCCGUUGGAAGGGUCUCGAAAGCGCAAGUUUCCUGAGCUACGGGAUGAUUUUGUCGGUCGAUAUGGGACGACUCGAUUCGUUCCGAGCAUGACAUUGGAUGGUCUCGAGCCUACGAGUACCGUUGCCGCGGCGUUAUCCGAAAAAGAGGAUUCCUCAAUCAGACGCCCGUCGUUCGCGGCUUGCAUUGUCGAUUUCAAAAUUCCUGAAUUGGGCCCUCGAGAAGGUCCGUGGAGAGAUAGUGGGAUCGGGAUAUGA
This is a messenger RNA of Penicillium cataractarum, 2367 nucleotides long. RefSeq lists its product as uncharacterized. Bases 1 to 2367 code for a protein of 788 amino acids. NCBI's taxonomy places the organism in Eukaryota, Fungi, Ascomycota, Eurotiomycetes, Eurotiales, Aspergillaceae. Gene Ontology annotation, molecular function: protein binding. The record is from RefSeq and is a predicted model, not a curated record. The transcript has a single exon.